Fusarium poae is the source of this 936-nucleotide messenger RNA. RefSeq lists its product as uncharacterized. The coding region runs from base 1 to 936 and encodes 311 amino acids. NCBI's taxonomy places the organism in Eukaryota, Fungi, Ascomycota, Sordariomycetes, Hypocreales, Nectriaceae. The record is from RefSeq and is a predicted model, not a curated record. The transcript has 3 exons.
AUGCACUUCUACGCUCUCAUUCCUGCUUUCAUCACCGCCGUCUCCGCUCACGGAGUGGUCGUUUCGGUCGAAGGCGCCAACGGAGUCUCCAUGCCUGGUCUCAGCAUCGCCGAUGGAACUCCUCGUGAUUGCUCCAGCAACGGAUGUGGUUCCCAAGCUGAUACCGCAAUCAUUCGUGAUCGUGAGCUUGGAACUGACCGAGCCAGCGCCCUGGGCAGGACCCAGGGCAAUGGACCUGUCGAUGCCUCUGUCAUGAUCGCCAACUUCCUUGGUGCUAGCGGUAGCAACAAUGUUCCCACCAACAACGGCUCCGACUCCGCUGUUGGUGUUGAGGAUGAUCUUUCUGGUCUUAACCGAGGUGGUCGCAACAACAACAGGAAGCAGAGACGUCAGCUCGGUAACCUUCUCGGUGGACUGUUCGGUGGUGGCGGCCGAGGUGGAAACGGUAACAAGGCUGAUUUGCCUAAUGAGUCCAGCGUCGCUGCGACUGCUGGAGAGGGAGCAUCAUCUGGUCUUCCUACCUGCUCGGAGAAUGGCAAGUUCCAUCUUCAAGCGUCUCGAGAAACUUCGCUAACUUUCUACCAGAUCAACCAGGAUGGCGCUGGCCCUAUGACAGCCGAUAUUGAUGCCACAUCUGGUGGUACUGACCCCUCUGCUUUCCAGUCUGCGGAAGUCACCCAGGACGUUCCCGGUGUUGGUUUCGGAGGACUCUCACUCGCCACCAACACGGAUUUCCCUCUCACUGUCAAGAUGCCCCAGGGUAUGACCUGCGAGGGAUCUGUUGGAGGAGCUGACAAUGUUUGUAUUGUCCGUGUGCGAAACAGUGCUGCUGCUGGACCCUUUGGUGGCUCUGCUGCUUUCACUCAGUCUGCAUCUGCUCGCAAGCGUGCCAUUGCUUUCCGCCUCAAGAAGCGCAUGCAGAUUGUUCGCAACUAG